AAGAGGAGGAGGAGGGAUGGGAGGAGGAAGAAAGUGAAAACAGGAGAGCAGGAGAGAAGAAGGGAGAAGGAGAGGAAGCUCUCCGGUGACCAGACUCUCACUUUCAACCAGGUGGAGACGAACUUCAGCAGCUCUGCACAGAAGAGACAUAAAUCAGGGAAACUUUCUUCUUCUUCUUCUUCUUCUUUACUUUUGGAUUUACUGCACUGUGGCUUUUUUCCCCCCGAAGUUUGAAGUUAAACAGAUGAACUUAAGGGACACAUUAACUACGAAAGCUGGAAUUUGUUUUUGGAUGGUUUUCAGAUUUCAGCUGUUUUUCUAACGCAGCUCCAUGUUUUGUUAAUUGGACCAACUGGAGGAUUAACUGUCAAUUACCCUUCAUGGAGAGUUUCUAAACCCUUUUUUGGAAGCCAGCUGCUAAAGGAGGCUGUAAAGAUUUCCUCAGCCGGUCUGGGAUUCAGACUCGUGCAGGAUUACAGGAAGAUCAGUGGAUGUUCGAACAUGGACUUCUGACGGAUUUGAACUUGAAUCCUGAAGAUCCACCAGGAGGUAGUGGAGUAUCUCCGUGAGGAUGUCGUAAUGGUGUGAGCCAGCGGGAUGUGAUGAUGGUUUUGCUGCCCGUGCCAUGCUGAGAGGGUGGUUAGCUCUCGCGAGUGUAUAUCUGUGUCUCUCCUGUCUGCUCGGCGUGACGUCACCAAAGCCCCCCGGCUGCACUAAACCCCUCCUCCUCGAAAAGGUCAACGGCUUCAUCGAAAUCGCCAACAAUACGUCUUUCAACUGCAGCCUGUACACGCCCUCCAAUGAAGACGUCAAGCAGAAAUGUCCCAGAUCCUCCCUGCAAUGUUUUGCUGCUGAAGUUGAAGUCCUCUUUGUCGAGUGGCAUAUCAAUAAUGUCCCCGGAGCGGACAAAUUCAGAUUGCACAAGAAGCUUGAAGGUGAAGCGGACUUAAUUAAGCCGACCACAGAGUCAGGAUGUCGUCAUUGUGAAGUCUUCGAGAUGAAACAACCAUUAAUGUUCCUCGAAGACCUUCAAAGGACUCUUCAGUGGAUGAACGCUCGGUACUGCGACCCAACCCCCCGAAAGUUACUUUCAAAACACCCGUUUUCCUCUUCAUGAACUUUUUAUAUGACCUGAGCACAAAUAAAGUGCACCAUGCAUGAUGUCUGA
Sebastes umbrosus (honeycomb rockfish) is the source of this 1168-nucleotide messenger RNA. It is a transcript of the gene il15l, whose product is annotated as interleukin 15, like. Gene Ontology annotation, molecular function: cytokine receptor binding; cytokine activity. Gene Ontology annotation, cellular component: extracellular region. The record is from RefSeq and is a predicted model, not a curated record. The coding region runs from base 626 to 1117 and encodes 163 amino acids. NCBI's taxonomy places the organism in Eukaryota, Metazoa, Chordata, Actinopteri, Perciformes, Sebastidae. Gene Ontology annotation, biological process: positive regulation of T cell proliferation; neutrophil activation; positive regulation of tyrosine phosphorylation of STAT protein. The transcript has 5 exons.